Syzygium oleosum is the source of this 699-nucleotide messenger RNA. RefSeq lists its product as uncharacterized. The coding region runs from base 1 to 699 and encodes 232 amino acids. NCBI's taxonomy places the organism in Eukaryota, Viridiplantae, Streptophyta, Magnoliopsida, Myrtales, Myrtaceae. The transcript has a single exon. The record is from RefSeq and is a predicted model, not a curated record.
AUGGAAAACGAGGACACUCGCACCCGCGUUAUUACCAUUGAGAAUCAGAUGGCGCAAAUGAUGGCGCUCUUGACUGAUCUUGCAAAUCAAGUAAAGAACCUCACGCCUAUGGCUCCUACUGCUGCAACUUCUACUCUUAAUGCGCCUACUAACGCACCGAUGAUAGAUCCUGUCAACAAAGGACCUGCUGAAGAAGUCCCCGCUAAUGCUAUUCCCGCCGUCAUUGAUUUGGAAGCUCCACCUAAGGAGUCGCCUGCUGUUCACUUGGAUGAAGAGAGUGCGAGACGUCUCGCAAAAUUGGAAGAACGCUUGUGUAUGUUGCAAGGCUACCAACUCCAAGGCUUUGAUAAGCUGUCGCCUUUUACAAAGGUGAAAGUCCCUGAUUUUUGCAAGGAGCCUGAAUUCUCGAGGAAGUACGAUGGAACUGGGUGCCCUAAGACCCACUUGAAAUAUUAUUUGAAUAAGAUGGCUCGUUACUCCGAUAACACUCCGCUCUUGAUCAACAAUUUUCAAGAUAGUUUGGCUGAUUCCGCUUUAACGUGGUUCAUCGAGAUAGAUUUGGAGAAAAUUUGCACCUGGGAAGACCUCGCAGAUGAAUUCCUCCAACAAUACAAGUUUAAUACUGAAAUUGCUCCAACCCGUGAAGAGCUAGUCCGGGUUGAUAAAAGGAGAAAUGAAACUUUUAGAGCGUAUGCCUAA